GAUAUGUUUUGCAGUUAUUUCUCUAAAUUUAGACCGUUUAAAACAUUAUUUUAAUAAAUGGAGCUUCUAUCCGACGAGGGACUUCGGUUGGAUGGACGAAGAGCCAACGAACUGCGCCGUAUACAGUGCAAGCUAGGAGUGUUUAGUCAACCGGAUGGUAGUGCAUACAUUGAGCAAGGCAACACCAAGGUUUUAGCGGCUGUAUAUGGGCCACAUCAGGCUUCGGCCAAGAAAAGUAGUCACGAAGAGGUAAUCGUCAACUGUCAGUACAGUAUGGCCACAUUUUCAACGGGAGAACGCAAGAAAAGACCACGCGGUGAUAGGAAAAGCCAAGAGAUGACCAUCCAUUUGCAGCAAGCGCUGAGUGCCGCCAUCAAGACGGAACUGUAUCCCAAAAGUCAGAUCGAUGUGUACAUCGAAGUGCUAAUGGCAGACGGUGGAAAUUAUUGUGCAUCCGUUAAUGCAGCUACAUUGGCGCUCAUCGAUGCUGGCGUUUGUUUAAAAGAGUAUGUUUGCGCUUGUACCGCAUCGCUAGCCGGUAAGGUUCCAUUGAUGGACGUUUCAAAUCUGGAGGAAAUGAGUGGCGGACCUACAUUGACGGUAGCCUCACUGCCAAGCAGUGGAAAGAUUGCCUUUAUGGAAAUGUCCCAACGGUUUCAUUUAGAUCAUCUCCCAAAUGUACUGGAAACUGCCUUACAAGGAUGUCGAGAGGUUCAAAAAAUUAUCGACCAGGUAGUCCGCGAUCACGUAACCCAGCUGGGACAGGCCGGGGAUUGGGGUAGUAUAGGAAAAUGA
Molecule: messenger RNA, 795 nt
Organism: Sabethes cyaneus
Lineage: Eukaryota; Metazoa; Arthropoda; Insecta; Diptera; Culicidae
Gene: Ski6
Product: exosome complex component RRP41
Exons: 1
Coding region: 58-795 (245 amino acids)
Biological process (GO): rRNA catabolic process; U4 snRNA 3'-end processing; poly(A)-dependent snoRNA 3'-end processing
Cellular component (GO): nucleolus; cytoplasmic exosome (RNase complex); nuclear exosome (RNase complex)
Source: RefSeq, a predicted model, not a curated record